UGCGCCAUGAGACCGACAAACACCUUCAGCCCCCAUCAUCCCAUGCUGUAUCAUAUCGUCCUGCUCGUUUACCCCUCGGGAUUUGACUGAGGACCACAGCCCCAAAUGCCCCCCCCCGAAUGCCCCCGCGAUGCGAUGCGAUGUGAUGCGUCACGGCCAUGCCGCUGCAGUGCUCUGAGGCACAGAUACUCUACCAUAUGACAUUUGACUGCGUACAGUCGGAUGCUACGGAUGAUGAUGACCAUGCCACGAUCCCACAGGCUCGGAUCCUUAUUGACCGAUAUCUUAUCAGCCGCCUCCUACCAAACCUCAGCCACGAAACACACGGAUCACGCUGUCAAGAUACGGACAAAGUUCGGUUCCGAGACUGAGGACUGGGGACUCGAGAUCAUCACCAGCUGUUUGCUCAGCUGUAAUAGACGUUAUUACAAUCCACCACAAGAGUAUACGGGAUGGCAAGGGAAGAUGGCAACUCAAAGCUCGCUGCAAGGCAAAGCACCUCGACCCGUUGCUCUUGCAUAUUUCUUUUCUUCUUCUUCCUCUUUUUUUUUUUGUUUUUUUUUUUUUUUACUGUGGUUUUACCGACUCACAUCUUGCGUGCGUUUUGAUGUACAGAAUCGGGCUUGUCCUGUAUAAGUAUAUGUCCUCCCUGGUGCUCAGAGAGGAGAUUGACCGUUGCCAAUCUCCCGAGUUUUCGGUAUGCAUAAGUAGUCAUAGAUACAGCAGACAUCAAGGUUGACAUACUUCAAGAAUCUGAUUGAUACACUAGC
Messenger RNA from Neurospora crassa OR74A, 770 nucleotides. RefSeq lists its product as hypothetical. The transcript is spliced from 3 exons. The coding region runs from base 223 to 636 and encodes 137 amino acids. Lineage: Eukaryota; Fungi; Ascomycota; Sordariomycetes; Sordariales; Sordariaceae. The record is from RefSeq and is a predicted model, not a curated record.